Molecule: messenger RNA, 1115 nt
Organism: Fulmarus glacialis (Northern fulmar)
Lineage: Eukaryota; Metazoa; Chordata; Aves; Procellariiformes; Procellariidae
Product: neuroblast differentiation-associated protein AHNAK-like
Exons: 2
Biological process (GO): regulation of RNA splicing
Cellular component (GO): costamere; nucleus; cytoplasm
Source: RefSeq, a predicted model, not a curated record
GUCGAUACCGAGUUGCCAAGCGUGGACAUCGAGGGUCCUGAAGGAAAACUGAAAGGUCCCAAAUUUAAGAUGCCCGAGAUGCACAUCAAGGCACCCAAGAUCUCCAUGCCUGACAUUGACUUGAACUUGAAAGGCCCCAAAGUGAAGGGGGGCGCUGACAUUUCUGUUCCAAAAUUAGAGGGUGACUUGAAAGGACCUGAUGUGAAUAUUAAAGGCCCGAAGUUGGAUGUUGAUGUUCCUGAUUUUGAUGUUGAAGGUCCUGAGGGAAAAUGGAAAGGACCCAAGAUAAAAAUGCCAGAUAUGCAUAUUAAGGCACCUAAAUUUUCUAUGCCUGAUGUAGACCUCAACUUGAAAGGUCCCAAAAUGAUGGGAGAAAUGGAUGUUUCUGUACCGAAAAUAGAGGGUGAUGUGAAAGGGCCAGAUCUGGAACUCCAAGGGCCCAAAGUGGACAUAGAAGCUCCUGACAUAGACAUUGAGGGCCCAGAAGGAAAGAUAAAGGGUCCCAAAUUCAAGAUGCCCGACAUGCAUUUCAAAGCCCCCAAAAUCUCCAUGCCGGACUUUGAUCUGAACCUGAAAGGCCCCAAAGUGAAGGGGGAUGUGGAUGUUUCUGUUCCCAAGCUGGAAGGUGACCUGAAAGGUCCCGAGGUGGACCUAGAGUGUCCAGAAGCAAAAGUUAAAGGGCCCAAGUUCAAGAUGCCUGAAAUGCACUUCAAGACACCAAAAAUCUCCAUGCCCGACAUUGAUUUGAACUUGAAAAGUCAUAAGCUGAAGGGAGAUGUGGAUGUUUCUGCCCCCAAACUAGAGGGUGACUUGAAAGGCCCCGAGAUGGAUAUCAAAGGUCCUAAACUGGAUAUAGAAGCUCCUGAUGUGGAUAUUGAGGUCCCAGAGGGGAAGUUGAAAGGCCCCAAAUUUAAGAUGCCUGAGAUGCAUUUUAAGGCUCCCAAGAUCUCCAUGCCGGACUUUGAUCUGAACCUGAAAGGUCCAAAAGGAAAGGGGGGUGUUGAUGUUUCCAUUCCCAAGUUAGAAGGUGACCUGAAAGGCCCUGAGGUUACAGUAAAAGGUCCAAAGGUGGACAUAGAGGCUCCGGAUGUUGACCUAGAAUGUCCAGAAGGAAA